AUGCCACCACCACCUAUUCAUGAUGAACUACAACCGAUCGACUACUUUUAUUGUAUAUUCGGCAAGCAAUCAACAACACUCUUGACAAAUCAAUCAAAUCUAUACUCUGUUCAAAAAAAUCCUAACAAACCGGUACGUAUUUCAGAAACAGAAAUGGAAUAUUUCAUUGGUAUAUUGUUGAUGACAGGUAUUUAUUCUUUUCCAAAACAACGUUAUUUUUGGUCUAGUGAUACACGUUUUGAGUCUAUAUCUUCAGUUAUGAGUAGAGAUCGAUUUCUUGAAAUCAAAAAAUAUUUACACGUUACCGAUAAUUCAGUUCAGUCAAAUCGAACAGAUAUAAAUUUUGAUCGAGCCAAUAAAGUUCGUCCAUUAUUAAAUAUUGUAAAAGAAAAUUUUAGGAAAAUUUCAAAAGAAGAAAAAUGA
This is a messenger RNA of Rotaria sordida, 423 nucleotides long. The record is from the annotation of a GenBank genome assembly. Lineage: Eukaryota; Metazoa; Rotifera; Eurotatoria; Philodinida; Philodinidae.